AUGGAUUUGCAAAUUGUAGCUGACAAAUGUCAACAAUUGAUUAACGAAAAUGAAGUAACGAUAUUUAGUAAAACUACGUGCCCGUUUUGCACCCGAGUAAAAUUACUUUUUCAAUCGCUUAACAUAACUCCUGUCGUGUACGAGUUGGAUAAAGAAUCCGAUGGAGCUUUAGUUCAAAAAUAUUUGUACGAAUUAACAAAACAGAGAACGGUGCCGAACGUGUUUGUUCAAUCGAAACACGUCGGCGGGUGCGAUGACACAAUGAAAGCAUACGGAAACGGAUCACUUCUCAACCUUUUGAAAGGUGAUCCGACGACGACGACGACUCCUCAAGAAAAAGUUCAGAAACUCACACAGGAUCAUACCGUGAUUAUUUUCAGUAAGACGUCAUGUCACAAUUCAACCAAGGUAAAAGCACUGUUCAAAAAUAUAGGAAUAAAACCGAAAAUGUUUCACUUGGAUAAGGAACCGGAUGGCCUUCUCAUACAAGAAUAUUUACGAAUGGCUACCAAAUCGAAUUUUACUCCGCACGUAUACGUGAGAGGAAAACUCAUCGGAGGAUUAGAAGAAACUGCGAGAGCUUUCGGAGAAGGCGAAAUAAAACGUCUUCUCGCCAUGCCGAACAUGACACCCUAUGAAAAAAAAUUUAACGAAUUACUUAAACAAAAUGAAAUUUUAAUUUUUGCUAAUUCAAUGCCUGAUACUUAUAAGAUAAAGGAUGUAUUUUACAGACUCGGAGUUAAACCCGCCGUUUACAGUUUGGAAGACGAAACGGACGGGGAUGAAAUUCAACAAGUUAUCAAAGAAAAAACAAAUACGAAUAAUUUACCCCAAGUUUUCGUUCAGGGAACGAAUUUGGGGGGUCACGACGAAGUCAUGGAACAUUUCGAAAGUGGAAAAUUAAGUCAAUUGGUCAAAGGAUCAUCGGAUGCAAAUGAAAUAAGUCAAUACGAUUAUGAUUUGGUUGUUGUCGGUGGAGGUUCCGGAGGAUUGGCAGCCGCCAAGGAGGCAGCGACUUUGGGUAGGACCGUGGCUUUGUGCGAUUUCGUCAAACCUACUCCCAUGGGUACGACCUGGGGUUUGGGAGGCACUUGCGUCAAUGUUGGAUGCAUACCUAAAAAAUUGAUGCAUCAAGCUUCAAUUCACGCCGAAAAUCAUCAUGAUUCCUCAAGUUUCGGUUGGAACUUUCACACUUCCGAUGGACAUCACACGUGGGAAACUAUGGUCGAAAACGUGCAAAAUUACAUAAAAUCUUUGAAUUUCGGUUAUCGAAAGGAAUUGAACAAGAGAAAGGUUAAAUAUUUGAACGCUUAUGCCGAAUUCGUGGCACCACACAAAUUGAAACUCACCAAUAAAAAGGGAGAAGUGAGCGAAGUCUCGGCAAAAGAUAUUAUAAUAGCGGUCGGAGGUAGACCCGCGUACCCAAAUGUACCCGGUGCAAAAGAAUUUUGUAUUACGUCAGACGAUUUGUUUUCACUGUCGAAACCUCCGGGGAAAACUCUCAUAGUAGGAGCAUCGUACAUAGCAUUGGAAUGCGGAGGUUUUCUUAAGGGAUUAGGCUAUGACGUCACAAUAAUGGUGCGAUCCAUAUUGCUUCGAGGAUUCGAUCGUCAAAUUGCCGACUUGAUCGGUGAACACAUGGAAAAAAUAGGGAUUAAAUUUGUGAAGGAAUACGAGCCGAUCGGAUUUAAUAAAACAAACGAGGGUAAAAUAAAAGUGGCAGCUAAAUCGAAAAAAGGAGAUGAAAUCGUCGUCUCCGGAUUUGACACCGUGGUAUUAGCCAUCGGGAGAGAAGCCUGUACCGGAAAAUUAGGCCUUGAAAAUUUACCAAAUUUAAAAAUAAAUCCAAAAAAUAAAAAAAUAAUCGUGGACGAAUUUGAAAGAUCAUCGGUGCCGCACGUGUACGCCAUCGGUGACGUCAUCGAUGGAAAACCCGAACUCACUCCGGUAGCCAUACACGCUGGAAAAUACUUGGCACAGCGUAUAUGCGGCGUCCACAACAAAACGACGAAUUACAAGCAAGUUCCCACGACGGUAUUCACCCCCCUGGAAUACGGCACGGUCGGACUCUCGGAGGAAGAAGCUUUUAACAUUUUCGGAAAAGAAAACAUUGUGGUUUAUCACAAUGCAUUUAAACCAUUGGAACACGCACUUUCCCGGGAGGACACACUCGGUUACGCAAAAUUGAUUUGCGUCAAAAGUUUAGAAGAACUCGUCGUGGGUUUUCACGUUCUCUCUCCAAAUGCUGGAGAAAUCACUCAAGGCUACGCCAUCGCGCUUAAGUUAAACGCAAAGAAAAGCGAUUUUGACGACCUCAUAGGAAUUCAUCCAACUUGCGCCGAGAUAUUCACGACGCUGAGUAGGGUCAAAAAUCCUGAAGAUAAACCGCCGGAAACGACGGCUUGCUGA
Messenger RNA from Pediculus humanus corporis (human body louse), 2409 nucleotides. Its product is annotated as thioredoxin reductase, putative. The coding region runs from base 1 to 2409 and encodes 802 amino acids. Gene Ontology annotation, biological process: cell redox homeostasis; cellular response to oxidative stress; glutathione metabolic process. The transcript is spliced from 12 exons. The record is from RefSeq and is a predicted model, not a curated record. Gene Ontology annotation, cellular component: mitochondrion; cytosol. Lineage: Eukaryota; Metazoa; Arthropoda; Insecta; Psocodea; Pediculidae. Gene Ontology annotation, molecular function: thioredoxin-disulfide reductase (NADPH) activity; glutathione-disulfide reductase (NADPH) activity; flavin adenine dinucleotide binding.